Molecule: messenger RNA, 7593 nt
Organism: Anopheles funestus (African malaria mosquito)
Lineage: Eukaryota; Metazoa; Arthropoda; Insecta; Diptera; Culicidae
Gene: chb
Product: CLIP-associating protein
Exons: 21
Coding region: 980-5728 (1582 amino acids)
Biological process (GO): mitotic spindle assembly
Cellular component (GO): cytoplasmic microtubule; spindle microtubule; microtubule organizing center
Molecular function (GO): microtubule binding
Source: RefSeq, a predicted model, not a curated record
AGCAAGCGACGGAAACUCGAAAACUAGCGCAUAGCCCGUGUGUUGUUCGUGUGUCCUGAGAGGUUGCAAUAGCUGGAAAGAAAAAAAGGUCGAUUUGAUUGGCAAAAUGUUGUCCAUCGGCAGGUUCCGGAACGGUUAAACGAGUGAAAACCGUAAAAUUGGCCGCAUCGUUUAUUUCUAUGUUUGUUUCUCUUCACUGCUUCCUGGUUGAAUGGUGCUGAAGUGUUUAUAGCGAACGAGGAAUAUCGACGAAGUGGUUCGGGACGAAUUGUUCUAAAAUUUAUUUGAUACAAAAAGUUAUCUUCUUUGCAUUAGUGUUUGCGUGCGAAAGAGAAAAGAGAAACAGCAAAAGUGAAGCAUAAACGAGUUGAUAACAAGCCGCAAAUUUCUGUGUGGUGAUAAUUUAUAAGAAAAAAUAACCGAAUGUAUAUCGACGACUGGCUGAGUGUGCAAAACAGAAAGAAGAUUUUGUUAAAAAAGUGCUUCCGCGCGCGUGUGUGUGUGUUUGUUUGAUGUUGUUCCAUCAAUAAAGACCGUAAGAAGGCAGGUUGAAAGCAUGCACACUCAUCAAUGUAUUCAUUAGCGAGACGAAGGCGACGAAAAAAGUGACAAAAGUACCAUAAAAUUAAGCUGGAAGUGAAGAAUUCUUUGCGCAACAUUACUAAAAGAUUAAAUCACGGUAGCGCAAGGGGGGCGUCGUGACACGAUCAAGCAAGAAACAAGUGUAGUUGAAAUUCCAUUGGAUCAGAUCGAAUUAGAAACAAGUGAAAUAGAGUGAACGAACGAGUGAAAAACGGGACGACGCCUGCAACGACGCAACUGUCCUGUUGUGUGGGUGGAAUAAGCACAUUUGGGAGGUUCAAUCGAUCAAUCAAAAACUUAAAUAAUAAACCGCAGACCACUGUUAAGCCGAGGCCAUACCCGGCCCACGUAAAGGAUCUCGAGCUAAGGAUCGCUAAGGGAAGGACGGUAUACCAACAUGGCGUACCAAAAGCCGACAGACAUCGACGGAUACGUCACGCAGAUGGCAAAAGCAGACAUGCGUGUGAAGGCCCAGCUGGCCGAGGAUCUGGUGCUGUAUCUGAGCGAUUCGGAAAAUUCAAUCGAAUGCACCGACCUCGGCCUGCUCAUCGAUGGGCUCAUUCCGUGGAUGACCGGAAGUCACCAUAAGAUCGCACAGCGCGCCCUGGAAGCUUUUACGGAGCUGAUCGUUCGUCUUGGACAAGACUUUAAUGCAUACACUUCGACCAUCCUGCCACACGUGAUUGACCGGCUCGGCGACAGUCGCGAUACGGUGCGAGAGAAGGCACAGCUCCUCCUGCACAAGCUGAUGGAAUGCCGAGUCGUAGCCCCACAGUCGCUGCUAGAUAAGCUGAGCGUUUGCUUUAAGCACAAGAAUGCCAAGGUGCGUGAAGAAUUUCUCCAGACGAUCGUUAGUACGCUGAACGAGUACGGCACACAGUCACUGUCGGUGAAGACGUACAUUCCACCGAUCGUGAGCCUGCUGGGGGAUCCAGCACCUACGGUGCGUGAUGCAGCAAUUCAGACGCUAGUCGAGAUAUAUAAGCAUGUCGGCGAAAAGUUGCGCUUGGAUCUGAAGAAGCGUGACGUACCGCCAACCAAAGCGGCCAUUCUCGAGCAGAAGUUUGAUGAGACACGGAACGAUGGGCUGUUGUUGCCGUCGGCACUACAGGCCGCCGUCGGCGGUGGACACGAUGAGCUGGACCGGGCCGCGGUCGUCGAGCGGCCAACGCGGUUGGUAAAGCGCACACCAUCGGCCACACCACGGAAGCCGCUUUUCGAAUCGCAGACGGCCGGCUCAGGCGAUCUGUCACUAGCAGCGGGUGCCGUGUCCCACGAGGUAUUUGAGGCUUCGUUCGAGAACGUGCCACAGCUGACGAUCUUCUCCCAGCGCGAUAUGGACGAGCACAUGAAGUCGAUCAACACACUCAUCGGGGACAAGAACGUGGAUUGGGAGAAACGUGUAGAUGCGUUGAAAAAAAUACGCUCACUGCUGUUGAUCAAUGUGCAGGGUUCGCCGGCAUUCUCGCAGCAACUGAAGGAUCUUUCGAUCGCCUUUCUCGACAUCCUAAAGGAGCUACGAUCGCAAGUAAUACGUGAGGCUUGCAUCACGCUGGCAUACAUGAGCAAAGUGUUGCGAAGCCGAUUGGAUCAGUUUGUCAUCUACAUUCUGCAAGAGCUGAUCAACUUAAUUCAAAAUUCGGCCAAAGUAAUCUCGUCGGCGGGCACGAUUGCAUUGAAAUAUGUGAUACGCUACACCCAUGCACCGAAGAUCAUUCCGAUCUUGACGCAGAAUCUCAUGCUCUCGAAAUCGAAAGAUAUCCGCAGUACACUGUGCGAGAUGCUCAGCUUGUUGUUUGAUGAGUGGCCAACCAAGGCGUUAGAAAAACAUAGCAGUCUGUUGCGCGAAGCCCUGCGCAAGGGAAUGGUGGAUGCGGACAAUGACGCCCGGCGAUACAGUCGAUGUGCAUUUUGGAGCUUUCGGCGCCAUUUUCCGGAUUUGGCAGACAACCUGUACGGUUCGUUGGACAUUUCGACGCAGCGUACGCUUGAGCGUGAGCGGGACAAUCUCGGAACAAACGGUACCAACUCAAUGAGUGUUAGUCUACGUGGCAGCAACAGUAGCUUGAAUUCUGUCUCUGGUGGGGUGAUAAAACGAAGACAAUCGUCCGGGUUGCGAAGUCCCGCAACCGCACAACCUCCAGUAAGCGCUACGAGCGUCAGUACGGAAAAUCUCACCACUGUCCCAGGAUCAUCCUCAUCGUCAUCAUCGGCCGGCUCCACGCGUCUGCAGCGGGCUCCUUCGCUACCCAGAACGUUCAAUCGCAACCGGAGUGGUAUUCCUGUUGCGACGACUGCCCGGGAUACGAAUCCUGCAAAUCAACAAGCGCAACAGCAACAGCCGCCAUUGGUUGUCCGAGCGGGAGCUGCUGGAGGCUUCAGAAGUGUGUCUGCCGUUGAUACUGCCGCUGCCCAGCGUGCCCGAGCCAGGGCUCAAUAUUCUACCUUGGCCCGGUUGAAAGUGACCUCCGGAACAGCGUCUCUACAGGGACAUUACGCGCAACAAGCACGUGCUAAAAAGACACCGUCAUCAGCAUCCGCCACCUCAUCCGCAAGCAACGCGACCACACCACAGCAACCUCCUACACCGGAACGCAAGAUUCGAUCAAGGGCCGGAGUGUCACAGUCACAACCCACAUCCAGAAGUACGUCUCCAUCGAGCAAGUUGCGUGACAUGUAUAGUGGCGUCACAUCACUAUAUCGACAAACGGGAACGGUGCCGAAAAAGACCCAAUCUGGCAUUCCGCGCUCAUUAGCAAACUCUAGAGAAACUAGCCCGACCAGAUCACAUACACAGUUCGGUUCAUUGCGUCGUCCCGCCUAUGGGACUGGUAGUCCUCGACGACCACCACUGAACCCCGGUCGACCAGUGUUGGCACAGAAAAUUCUCCAGCAAAGUCGCGAGGCCGAGAAUGCUCUUGCAGAUGCAUUAUCACCUGGUGAUGAGCAUGAUAUGCCAUGCGCAGACUUUGCUAGAUUAGCUCUCCAUCGUAAAAUUUCGCGCGAUGAAUCCGAUGAAAGUGAAGCGUCCUCCGUAUGCUCCGAGCGUAGCUACGAUAGCUAUCGAAGGGGUAACGAUUCGUUCUCGUGGAAUGGUUCGCGAACGCGGUUAGACAGUUCACGACAAGUGAUCGACGAUAUCGAUACGAUCAUCCAGUUUUGCGCCUCAUCGCACUGGUCCGAGCGCAAGGACGGAUUGAUCAAUUUGACGCAGUACCUCAGCGAAGGCAAGAUGCUGACGCAGCAGCAGCUACAGUGUGUGCUGGACCUGUUCCGCAAAAUGUUCAUGGAUCCACACAUCAAAGUGUACGCACUAUUUCUAGACACUGUAAAUGAGCUGAUUUUGUCGCAUUCGAACGAUUUGCACGACUGGCUGUUUAUACUUUUGACGCGUCUGUUCAACAAGCUCGGAACCGACCUGCUUGGCUCUAUGCAUGGCAAGAUCUGGAAAACGCUUCAAAUAAUCUAUGAGUAUUUCCCAUCUGAACUGCAGCUCCAAUGUGUCUUUCGAAUAUUAGUUGACAAUGCGCAAACGCCAAACGUGAAGACGCGACAGGCGACACUGAAAUUUCUUUCCCAGUUAGCUACAAGCUACUGCACGGCGUCUCAGUUUGUGGUCCAUCCGCAGAACCAGCAGGUGGUUAAUCAUGCGAUCCAGAAGAUCAUUCAGACGUCUCUCGAUCAGAAAAGUAUCGAACUAAAGUCGCAAGCGCGCAUGUGCAUGGUUGCACUAUACAAUUGCAAUCCUUCACAGAUGACAAUGACUUUAGCCAACCUGCCAAAACAGUAUCAAGACACGGCGAAAAUCUACAUUCAGCAGAAUAUGAGAAGAAGCACUUCAGGAAACGAUAGUCCAUCAUCUCCACUGUCGUCUUCGAGCCCCAAACCAUUGCUUAGUCCUCAGCAGGGGCCGUAUAGUUUACAGAACAUCGCUAGUCCUCGAUCACGUCAAGCGUCAGUGGAGACAGCUGCGGAAUCAAUGAACACGGAGGAGGUGUACAAGAAUCUGCGCAAAACUACGGCAGAAAUACAAAAUUAUAGCUUUGAGAGCAAGCUGGAUCGUGAUACAAACAGUAAGGAUUCCGGUAUCAGCCAGAUGGGCGAAACGCACAUGAUGCAAUCGAUGACCGUGCUGGACGGUGUCAGCCAUGGUGUGUAUGGAAUGGCAUCGAAUGGAAUGAACGGCCAUAUAGGAGUAGGCAUGGGAGGUUUGGAAAAGGAUGAUUCAUGUAAUGGGUCGAAGACACAGUCAGCAACAACCACUGAGUCCAACACACCGGAAAAUACGGUACGGCUGGAUAGCAUGGAUCUAGCCCACAAAACAAUAGCACAACAGCAGCAGAUGCUACAACAGCAGCGUCACCAAAGCUACAGCUGUACCGAAAACGGCGAGCUAGUACUGGACAAAGGUGUUAAAGAAAACGAUGUGAUUAAAGCUGCAAUUGUACUAACAUUACAAUCACUACCGGAAACCACGAAACAGGUGCUGGAAAAUUUGCAAAUUUGCAUCAAACAUGGUUCGUGUGAGCUGCCCAUAAAGAAUUUUAAAGCAAUUAUGAAAAUGCUUCUGCAUUUAAUGGAAUCGCAGAAUAACGAGGUGUUGAUAGCAUCACUGCACACUCUUGGACGUAUCGUACGAAGCACAGAUAUGAAGGCUUGCUGGAGUAAUUUUCUUGAGUUGAUUCUAUUAAAGAUAAUAGACUGUUAUAAAAUUAGCCAAGAGGUAUCAAGAGAAAUUGACAUAAUAGUGGUAAAAAUAGCGGGCGUACUUCCGCUGGACAUUUCUGUAAACAUACUUAAUCCCGUCAUUGCGACUGGUGAAUUUCCGGCAAAUCUUUGCGCGCUGAAAAUACUGACCGAGCUGACAAAGAAGCAGGGCAAGGAUCUGACAGACAAUCACCUAGAUUGUAUAAUGCCAAAUGUAGCUAGGCUCGCUUAUGAUAGUCAAUCGAUGGUACGGAAAGCGGCAGUGUUUUGUAUCGUGAAGCUCUACAUUGUAAUGGGGGAAGAGAAAGUGAAACCAAAAUUCUCCCUACUGAACGAGAGUAAGAUAAGAUUAUUAAAUGUGUACAUUGCAAAAUCGAUGGGCGGCGGUGGCAGUAGUAAUAGUAGUAAGGGCGGAUCGUCAACGACAGCAAUGUCAUGAUCCAAAAAUGCCAAGUGAUUAUUAUUCAAAGGACGCAAAUUUGCUAAAUUGCUCUGCAAAUUUCGUAGAAGCAUCUCCGUUAUUCAAGAGUAAAACUAUUUAUAAUCUUACCUACUACCUACCGCACCACACUGCAAUACUUUCCUAUAAGCUUUAACCCCAACUGUGACUUUCUUUCUCUCUCCCUCCCUAACCGUAACUUACAAUCAAAGCCGGUCGUUCAGAUCGGUAUGAUUUUUUGGGUUGCUACGGAAAACAAUGGGUGAAGAUGGAAUGGCAAGAGGAAUAAGUAGAAUGUCAUGAUAAGUGUUGUAUGUGUGUGUGUGCACGUGACAGAGUGUAUGUGCGUUGUGUAUUGUGAAAAUUUCAUCCCUAUCUUUAUCCGGUUGUGCUAUAGAUAAAGCGGACACUAUGCAAGCUGUGAGUUUAACAACCAGCAGUAUUCCUUCCUGAGCGAAUGUGUUUCUGUUUUUGUUUUACACGAUGAGCAUGGUAACAGGUCCUUAUUUUCAACACUUCUUUUAACGAAGCUAGUUUAACCACCUAAUCGAAGCACCAGCGAAUAGAUUACGAAAGCAACGUAAUAAGCAGUAUUCGUAUUUGAGUACUAAUAAAGAUUUGAUUGUAAAGAAUAAUAAUUUGCUCUGUUCGCACAAGCUGCUGCUGCGCGCCGUUUUAGCUAAAUUGACUAAUGUGGAGUGUAGAAGCUAGCCAAAGGGAAAAUUGGAUCGAAAAUUACAAUAUGUAUGAAGGGCACUUUGCUUAAUAAACGAUAUCAUGAAGACGCAAUGAUUGUGAAAAAGAUUGAUCUAACAGGAAACAAUUGUCUUUAACAUUAAAGGCUUUGCUAUGCAGCAUAUUGAAUGUGUGCUUGUUUGUUUCGGACACUCGAACACUAUGUUGCAUUAAAAGAGUAAUUGAAACAUAAUUGUAUAGACACUUGUAUGUGCUGUCGUUUAAACGUGUAUUUCAAGAUGAUCACAUGAAUUAUCACAUUUAAUGAAGGUCAUGUUCGACUAAUGGACAAAAUGUUUGUUUCUGGCUGAUUUGAACACUACAUGUGAGUGUAGGUAAUACACAUGGCUGACAACUGUUUUAUUUGAAACGAACACUUCGAUGGGUUUCUGCUAAUAACCAUCAACAUACUACAUAUAUGCUUCGGUUGAUCAAAUAGCGUGGCUUUCAAAUAGCAGACUUGGUCCCGAGAUAAAAUCUCGACCAGGUCAUGCAGCAUUAACACUAUCCUGCUAUAGUUACAUCGAUUCUCGCAUAACCAACAGAGCCAACAAGCAAAAAUCAAGUCAAAACCGAAACGGUUGUUUCACAAGAAGAAUACGCGGCAGCGAAAAGGGACGGUUCAAUUAAAGGUAUCCCGUUAACUUCACGAUUUGAUAUCAUUCCAGAUGCUUUAGGGAUGAUGUAAGCGCUUUUGAAGAAAAUUAAACAAUAAUUGAAUAUAGUAAAGCUUUCGUACUCUUGCACCGUUUUGUCUCGAAUCGGUCACUCGGGAUGUGGCAGCUUUUGAAAGCGAUUGGGAAAAAGGUACCUUCACAUCGCUAUAGCAGUAAACUUUAAAUCAAUGAGAAACGCCGCAAAAAAACGAAUAGAACAAAACAAGCUUAAGUAAGCAAGUAAAUAUAAUUACUUUCUAUUUUCUGAAAAGGCAAUGUGGAAAAGAGAAACAUUAAAAGAGAGAGAGAAAGACUACCUCUACUCGGGAUGUCUAGUCGCGUAAAAGUUAAGGGACAAACAGCAUAUAAUAGGUUCGCUCUUUGUUCACACGGCAAUAUUCGGUGGGAAUGUUCAAUGUAAAAAUGUAAGAAAUAAAACACAAACACAUACACUUAUACUAAACACUCAUACAG